AUAAAAGUUCAUGCCGUGCUUUAGAGCAAAAUGGAAAGAGAAAACUUGAUAAUUUGUGUGAAUCUCUUUUUUUUCGUGAUGUUCUGGUUCUUGUUUGUAAAGUUGUUGUGUUAAGCUCAGUAACUGUUAACGUUGCUACGUGGUGCAAGGAACGCAAGUUCCAUUUCAAGGUUCACCUCACGAGAAAGUCAAUGGUCUCUGGGUCCCAGUUUUGAAGAACUCACGAAGCCGAUGGCUAGUUCUUCAUCUAAUGACGUGAACUAAUUUCGUGCCGUUUUAUCUCAGUUUUUAAUCAUCAUACAAAUUCAGGGUUUGCCACGAAACGAACUUCUUCUUUCCUCUCGCCAUUCAUGUCAUAUUGUGCCUUUGUGGAUCAUGUUUUGGGCAGAAUGAAUAAUCCAUCUGUGAUCUGAGUGUUGAUGUGCCACUUUUCAAACAUGACACAGUCUAGCUCUUAAUUGCUAAUGUUUUGAUCUUGUCCAGAUGUUUGGAGCACCAACUGACCAGUACCAUUGGAAUGGCAAGCAGCCUGUGUCGGCCUCUGGAGGAGUACCUCUCAAUCCUGCUGCUUCUGGGACUCCUCAUUCCAAUGAUUACCAAGAACCUGCAAUGAACCAGAAUAAGAAGAUGCAAGGUGCUUUUUUUAGCGAUUUUUAUGGUACUAAACAGAACCCUUUAUCCCAGACUCAUGAUUUGGGGCUUGCACCAAACAAUCCUGGACCUCCCCCUCGUAAUACAUAUCAGCAAGAUUUCUCACCAAUUCAAAGAGGAGUACAUCAAACAUCUAAUCCUGAUUUCUUUGGCUCAAAAGGGAGCCAACAAUCUGUGCCAGAUUAUGGAUAUGCAAUGAAUAGCCCAAAUGUAUUGUCGCAGCAAAAUUUGUAUCAUUCAUCCACCACAAAUCCCUCAGCCUCGUCAAGAGGAAAUGCAGUGCAAUAUCAGGACCAGUGUCAAGACCAGUUUCCAGAUCAAAAUCAAGACCUUCAAGAUUGGAAUGAAUGGAACGAUGAGCCAUUUGUCCCUGUAACUUUUGAUCAGCCACCACCAACAUUCACUCCAACGGUCGCCCCACCUCAUCCAACAGUGUCCGAGCCAUCCUCUCUUCCAUUUCAGUCAGAAUCGAUGACUCCAACAAGAGGGGCCAACACAGAUGUAAUUAGUGGAUAUCAAAGGUUUACAAACCAAGGCGGAGGAAUUCAGCCUUUCAGUAGUAAUAUUAAUCAGGACUGGAAAUGGCAAUCGCCCUCCUCAGUGCCAUCACCAGUUAAUCAAAGCAACAAUAACCAAUUACCAUCCUACCAGACGCAGUCAAAUCAACGGCAACAGCUGCCUCAGCAGCAGCAGCAGCAACAACAACAACAAAACCACCAACUUUUCCAUCAAAAUCCAUCCCAGCACCAUCAACAACAACACAAUCAGUUCCAGCAGCAGAAUCAGCUCCAGCAACAGAAUCAGCUCCAGCAACAGAACCAACUUCAGCAACAAAGUCAGUUGCAACAACAAGAAAAUGCUGCUGUUGAAAACAUCAACAGCAUUCUAACCGACUUGAAUAUCAAUAAUGAUCAACCAUUAGAAGCAUCACCCUACUGGAGUGAUGUUGAUACAAAUCUGGUUGUAGAAACUAAUGAUUCUAGCAGUGAAUGGCAGCCGCAAGAGCCAACACCUUCCAGUCUAGAAAGACAUGUGACGGGUCAGACGAUGGUCCCUGCCGAGGAUGAUGAUGGUUCUAAUGAAAGAGGUGAUGGAGCAGAAGAUGAAGGCCCUCAACCCAAUGAUCAACGUAUGGUUCCCGGGCAGCUUAGUGAUGAAGAAAUCUCCAAUUCCAAUUCGGAUGAGCGAAUGGUCACCGGACAGACUAGUGAAGCCAGUGAAAGAGUAUAUUCACGCAGCGAUCUGCAAAAUAGCGACAGACUCCGUGCCAGGUGGAACGAAACUAGUUCUCAAGAGCGCUUAGUCGCAGGUGAGAGUGCUGCUGGCAGUGAUAGUUUGGCCCGUAAUCAGUCUAUUAGCACUAUGAAUUCAAUGAAUUUACAGUCGAAUAAUUGUAGGUUAAUCCCUGGUCAGGGGAACAGCUGUGAUAUUCCAUCAAAUAUUGAUUUAGACUUCGCAUCAGAUACAAGAAUGAUUCCUGGGCACAGAGAUGACACAGACCCGAGCACUUCUGGCCCUAGUAGUGUAGCUGUCUCACGGUCAGGCUCUGAACAAAGGAUGGUUCCUGGGCAAGUCACUGCUGAUGAUGGUGAUAAUCGAAUGAGAUUGUCGAAUUCGUUGAAUGAUGUCUCACUUUCUAAUCCAAAUGUAGAGACACCAAGGCCAGCUCUGGAUUCAGAAUCAGGUUUUGAGCGGACUACUCCUGCUGGAAGAAACACGGGUGAGGAGAACAGUAAUCCCUUACCUGGUUUUCGGAGAAUGGUUGUUGGGCAGAUGCAUCAGGACAGUCCUUCAUCAAUGUCUCAAGCAGAUCAUCCUCAACCCAACAAUGGUGCUAAUCUUGACUCCUUGGAAACCAAUGAACUUCCACCCCCUGGUUUAGACAGAAUGGUUGUUGGUGAGAUCCGUGGUGAAAGCUCGCCAGGAUCUGCAGCCAAAGAAACGGACAAAACUACGGACGAAAGGAGUGACUGGGAUCGCAGAAGGAACGAUAGGGAACCAAGAAACGCCGAUGAUUCAGAGUCUGAAUAUCGGAAAAGAGAAAAAUCGGACAAGAAGUGGAGUAAUGAAAAAAGUAGACACCGAAGAAGAAGGGAAACUGAUGAUUAUUCAGAUUACUCAAGUCCCGAAAGGAACUAUGGUCGGUCGCGGGAUGAUCUCUAUAGGUCAUCGCGCAGAGAUGACCGUUACCAUAAAAAGCGGGAGGACAGAGACCACAAAGAAACACCUUAUGAACCAUCUCAAGAUGAAAGUGGGAGCGAUCAUGAAGGUGAUAGGAAGUAUCCAGAUGGCAGAAGGCGUAGGAGACAUCGACGCCAUAGCCCCGACCCCUAUUACGACUAUUACCAUGAUGAUCCAAGACAUUAUUCAGGCCACAGUAGGCACUCAAGGCAUUACGAAUAUGAUGAUCGCUACUAUAAAAAUCGGUCUCGACCAUCUAGUCGAACUGAAUCAGAUUAUCGGCGCAUGUAUCCAAUGUAUGACCCAAGGGCAUCCAAAUCUUUCUACGGACCAGAAUUCCCUGCUCCCCCCUCUAUACCAAUGGAUCGGCAAUAUUUACUCCGACUGAGAGAAACUGAUCCUCAAAAAUAUGCUCAAUGGUACGCUCAGUACCAAAUGUACAUGGCGUCUCAGUAUGCAUCCAGUGCCGCUGAGCAGUCUCACCCGACAGACAGAUCAAGUGUUCAUUCUGGUAGGAGUUCAGCUAAUAAUGGACAACUUAAAUCUAGUAUGAGGGUUCUUGAGACUAGCGCCUUGGACGAUGAUGGAAUGUCUAAAGUUGAGGAUAUUGCAUCGCCUCGCAACACUCCAGCCAAAUUUUCAACUGCACAUAUCAAAGGGAUAAUAAAUAGUCGUGGAAAUCUGUUACUUGUUAACCCUUCUUAUCCGCUAGAUGAUCAACCGGCCACUAUUGAUGAGUACAGCUUUCAGCCAAAUUUCUCCAAUGACCCAGAUUUAGCUACUUUCCUUCAAUGUCCUGGCCCAUUUAUUGUCGGGCAGACUCACAAAAACACUGUUUUGCAGUAUCUGCGAUCUCACGCUGAGAAAUCUACAUCUAGUGCUGAGUUCCUGCUAUACUCUCUCAUUCAACUCGUCAUUAAAUUAAAUGGGGUUAUUUUAGGAACGGAUAUAGCUGAACUCCUAGUAGAAAAUUAUGAAUCGUCUGUUGGAUCUGCAGAAUUUGACCGAUUAGAUAAGUCUCGAGAAAUGCAAGAGACUAAUAAAUUAUCUCAUGCGGAAGUAACGAAGAAAUUCCGUCAGCUUCUCCUCCAAGGAAAUAAAACUGAAGCAUUAGAUUGGGCAAUGGCCAAUAAUGAAUGGGGACAUGCCUUAUUAUUAGCAAGCAAAAUGGAUGCGAGGACUUACAAUAAUGCUUUAGCCAACUUUGCCAAUGGUCUGCCUGCCAGUGAUCCUUUGCAGACGCUGUAUCAAUUGAUGUCAGGGAGAGAGCCCCAGGCUGUCACUUGCUGCGCAGACAAAAGAUGGGGAGAUUGGAGGCCACACCUUGCCAUGAUUUUAAGUAAUCCAUCUAGCAGGCCUGAAGUAGAUCGCAAAGCAAUCGUAACUCUAGGCGAUUCACUUUCUGCUCGGGGAAGACUAUUUGCUGCUCAUUUUUGUUAUUUAACCGCUCAGUUAGACUUUUCACCGUAUUCUAAACCAGGCGCAAAGUGUGUUUUGCUUGGUUCCUCUCACGUUCUACCGUUCUCACAAUUUGCCUCCAACAGUGCCAUCAUGCUUAGUUUGUGCUAUGAGUACGCAAAGAAACUCCACAACAAAAACUUUGUCAUUCCAUCAUUACAGCCUUAUAAAUACUUGCUAGCAAUAAGACUUAUCGAUUGGGGACGACCAAAUGUUGCCCUGCAAUACCUGGAACAAGUUGCCAUUGAAAUUAUAAAGGAUCCCAAUACGUACGGACAUCAGCUGGCCACGCAUACUCUAGAGCUCUCAGAAAAAAUUAAAUACAGUGACAUUUCCUUGUCCUUGGGCGGUGAUGUCUGUGAUGAUCCGGACUGGUUAGUUGACCUACGAAGGCUGGUGGAUGAUGCAAUGGAUGGAAAUUUUAGGCUAUCUGAAAGGGGAUCAACAUCUAACUUAACUAUUUCAGAUCCUCCUGAUCAAGAAACCGUUUCACACUCUCAAAUUUCAUCACAGCAACAAAAUCUGGCAUCCUCAGCCAAUAUCCAGGAGCCUUAUUAUCUUGACCCCACUCAACAACCUAUUAAACAAGAUGAAACUCAGUCAAGUUUUUGGCAGCCUCCAUCUUCUAAGCAGUUCUAUGAAACUCAAAAUGGUGGUUAUGAAAUGGUGGGACAGGGAGGAGAUAGUGUAGAACAUCCUCAUGAUGGGGCGCAAGAAUUCUCUCAGAAUCCAUGGAACUCUUCUGGUUUGAAUGCUGGCCAGACAAACUACAGUCAAUGGGCAGGCAACCCACCCAAUCAGUGGGGUACUGUGCCGGAAGCAGAAAAUCACCAAAAAGUCUCGAGUCAGCCUGCGGAGCAGUCGUGGGGCACCCAAUCAUUAAACACAGAGUAUAAAAAUAGUCUGCCUGUCAUGAAUAGUCAACCACCCUCAUUCGAUUACUACCCUCAACCGAAAGAUAAUAACCAGGAAGCUGAAGAUGUUAAAAUCAAGCCUAUGUCAAAAUCAUUGCCGCCCAUACCAAAUUACGGAAACCAAACAGAGGGGCAGAACAAUACCAAAGCAUCCGAUUCUGCAACGCAAUCAAAGAAAGCUGAGAAAAAAAGCAAGGAUACAAGUAGUAACAAAAGCGGAAGCUGGUUCGGUGGUUUCAUAUGGGAUAAGCUUGCUCUUCGACCCAAAAAUCAGAUGAAACUUCCUGAAGACACUAAUCCUCAAAUUGUAUGGGAUGACCAAAAGAAACGGUGGGUGAACAAGAGUUCAGAUGGAGAUGAAGCAGAGGCAGAGCUAAAACCACCCCCGAAAGCUGCAGAUUUGGGUUUCAAUCCGUCUGCAACAAGUUCACCCUCAUCCACAGCUUCCCUGGACAACAGCUCUAUCAGCAACACUCAAUUGUCAACCUUGCCUCCUCCAUCAGGAAACAAAUAUAAACUUCAACGAGGCAGAGGCAUGCGUUCAAAUUACGUAGAUAUAAUGAACCCUGGUGGCAGUAAACCUUCUGCUCAGCCUGCUCAGCCAAUGUUUCCUCCUCCAACAGCUCAGGCUCCUGCAGUCAACAAUUUUUUCAUUCCAGCUCCAAUUGAGAGUAGCGAAAACUUGCCCACUGAUUUUGUAAGUCCAUCUGGUUAUGUCGGUCAACCUGUUCCACCCUCUGAUCAACCAGCAGAGCUUUCAGAUGAUGGCUCGACCUCAUGAUUUUUUCUUUCCCGCUGUAGCUCAGCGAGCUCUCUCUCUCGUGAAGUAAGCUUUUACAUGUCCAGGCCGCAUCGUCAAUAAAUGCGAAUUCCUAAUUAGUAUUGUCAUCGUGAUUAUCGUUUUAUAGUUUACAAACGUCCGGUACCUGACUAGCACUCUGAAGGUUCCUGUGAGUUUGGGAUUCCAGAAUCGGUCAUGGCCUUAGUUCUAUUGAUUCUCCUAAGUAAUUUACAAUUCCCUUCCUACUUUUUUUAUCCUUGAAAGUAUUCACUUGCUCAUGAAAUCUUGUUUGGUGCUGAAUUUCACCCGAUCAUUCAAAUUUAGCGAUUCGUGAAAUUUAAGGUUCGGAUUAGUAUUAGGGGAAAUAAGGGAAGGUUGUAGGAUUUUAUUUCUAAUUGGAUUGUGUCCAAACAGAAUAACUUUGUUAUCAAUUUGUUUACUUGUAAUUUAUUAGAUAUCAAAUUAUCAUUUAAACUUACCUCGUUUUCUUUUCAGUUAGUUCGUUUAAAGUUUUAUUUAUCUUUAUCAUGUACCUAUUUUGUACAACUUUCAGAUUAUUUGGAUUCUGUUGGUUAGUACUGUAGGUGCCUCUUCCUUUUUAAGCGACUGUAAAUAACUUGAAAUGCGAAAUUAGGAGAUUCGUGUUUUGUAAAGUAUUUUUAAAUUUUGUACAGGUAAAUCAAAAUCCCGCUGGAAAAUCUAGUGUGAUUUUUUUUUAUGGAGAAUUGUUUGUAUGCAUCAGAGAUGUGAGUCAGCAGGAUUUUCCUCCUCAAAGUUUAACCCAUUUAGGUAUUUUAAAAUUUUCCUCUUUGCAAUAUUGCCUCUUUCUUCUCAGAACUCCAAAAUUACUUGUUAGGAUUUUGGCUUACUGUAAGAAGAAAUCUAGCUUAUUUUCAAAUUUUGUAUUUCUCUGAUACCCAUUUUGUCGACUCUCUUCCUUGUCUAAUGAAAGGUCACUAUUUAAAGGAUUUGUAAAUUGGCAAUCAUGAAUAUUCUUUUUAAUGUAUGAUAUCUUCAAAAUGUUCUUUUCCUUACUAAUCCAUUUUAAAUGAUCCCUCAGUUAAAAGUCAACAGUUUGACAUUAUCAACUGGCCUGAUAAAAAUAACUUCUGUGUUUAAAUUGCUAUGAAGUUCCAAAGUAGAAAUUUCCACACAUUUUGUCAUCUCCUCCACGAAACGACAUAAUUAUUUUCCAGUUUUACAACAUUUUCACUCGCAAUUUUCUUUUUUAUCAGAAAAUUGUUGAGCAUUCUACACAAAAAUUUUACAGAUUUUUUUCUCUCUCUCUUCCUGUACAAAAAUAAAAAAAAAAAUUGGGCAAAAAUUGCGCAGGCAUAUUCGUGUAAGAAAUUGAAUUUUUGGUUUCCAUUUGCAAUCCUGUAACAAAGUUACAUUUUUUUUCCUAGAAAAUGACGGUUUGCAACAAACAGCAGGGUACGGCAACUUCAAGCAGGGUUUUUACCCUGCUUGAAGUAAAGAACUCAUAUUCCCCCUCAUAUGUAGUUAAAUCAUAAUUAUACACCGGUUCUUUUUCUGAAACUUUUUUGGUUGUUAUUUAGUCUAUCGAAAUAAACAUGUUGGGCUCAGUAUGGAAUGAGUGUUAAGUAUUUCAGCUCGAAGAAAAAUCCGUCUGCAAAAAAAAAAAAAAAAAAUGACAUUUUUUACAUCAAUUUUUAUUCUCUUCUGUUAAUUGUUAUAUUAGGUUGUUUUUUUCUUCUUCACUUGUACAUAGCACAGAGAAGCUAGAAUCAUUGAAAAGAAGAAAAAUGUUGUUAGAGGGGGAGGUAUUAGGAAUAUCUGAAACAUGAAUUUCAGUAUUUUUACUUGAUUUUUUAAAAGCUUGAAAAGAAAUUCUGUAAUGUGUAUUAAUUAAUAUUUUUUUCAUAUGAAAUGUAUUGAUAUUGAAUAAAUUGUUCCAAGACUUAAAUCGACAUAUGAAUGAAAAGGCUCGUCAAAACUUAGUUGUAAUGCUCAGUUCUGGUUUAUAUUUCUUACAUUAUACUAAUAUAUCUUGCAAAAUGUUACUGUUAUUAUA
Bemisia tabaci is the source of this 8020-nucleotide messenger RNA. It is a transcript of the gene Sec16, whose product is annotated as Secretory 16. Gene Ontology annotation, biological process: Golgi organization. NCBI's taxonomy places the organism in Eukaryota, Metazoa, Arthropoda, Insecta, Hemiptera, Aleyrodidae. The record is from RefSeq and is a predicted model, not a curated record. Gene Ontology annotation, cellular component: ER to Golgi transport vesicle membrane; endoplasmic reticulum exit site.